Molecule: messenger RNA, 4763 nt
Organism: Pungitius pungitius (ninespine stickleback)
Lineage: Eukaryota; Metazoa; Chordata; Actinopteri; Perciformes; Gasterosteidae
Product: probable flavin-containing monoamine oxidase A
Exons: 12
Coding region: 117-1733 (538 amino acids)
Molecular function (GO): oxidoreductase activity
Source: RefSeq, a predicted model, not a curated record
ACUUUUAUGAAAGCAGCCUUUGCAAGAUAACCUCAGUGGUACAGAGUACAAAAGGGAAAACUAGUUGGACUUCUGUUUCUAACACCACGAUUUACUAGCACUUGUUGAGCUCGACAAUGACUGCAGAAAUUUGGGAUGUUAUUAUUGUCGGUGCAGGACUAUCUGGACUGAGCGCAGCUCACUUGCUGAGAAAAAGGAACGCAGAGCUGAAAAUACUGAUACUGGAAGGAAAAGAUCGUGUGGGAGGUCGCACAGUGUCCACUGAAAUACCAGCAGCCAAUGGCAUUGAUCGCUGGGACUUUGGGGGACAGUGGGUAGGAAGCACCCAAACACAUAUCAUGGAGCUCAUAAAGGAACUUGGCUUAGAGACGUUUCCCCAAUUCAACAUCGGCAAGAAGGUUCACCACAUGGGAGGGCCAGGUGCCAAAGUUCGCACCUACAGAACAAGUAUUCCUGCUUUAUCGCCGAUGGUGCUAAUGGACCUCGCCCAGCUCCUGUGGAAGAUGAACAGACUGUGUGCCACAGUAUGCGUCCAGGAUCCCUGGAAGACUCCAAAUGCCGUUGAACUGGACAGCAUGACCCUGCACUCUUACAUUCAGCAGCAUGCUUGGACUUCAGAGCUAAAGGAGGAGAUGGGUGUGUGUAGCAGAUCUGUCUUUGGCUUGGAGCCAUCGCAGAUGUCCUUCCUGUUCUUCCUCAUGUAUGCUGCAGCAGCUGGAGGGGUGCUGCCACUGCUGGAAAGCACUCCAGGUUCCGCGCAAGAGUUCAAAAUAAAGGGAGGCACCCAACAACUUUCAGAAUGUCUGGCAGAGCGCGUCGGGUGGAAGAAUGUCCGGAUGAGUUCCGCUGUGACGGCCAUAUGGCAGGAUGCUGAGUGGGCCAGGGUGACAACCUCCACCAACACCUUCUUUGGCAGAGCUGUGAUUGUCACCUGCCCCCCUCACUUGGCAGCCAAGAUCCACUACCAGCCAGCCCUUCCAAGCCAGAGAGGAUUCCUCACCCAAAACAUGCCUGUGGGCCACAUGAUAAAAUUCAUAAUUACCUACAAGACCGCUUUUUGGAAAGAGAAGGGCCUCUCUGGGGAAAUUGUGGCGGGAUCCUCCAGCGGGUGUCCAUUCUGUGUGACUUUCGAUGCCACCAGCCCUAGUGGUAAUGCUGCCUUGGUGGGCUUCAUUUCCGCCCAGCAGGCUUCUCAAUGGAGCUCAGAGGAGGGUGGGGAAAGAAGAAAAGCUGUGAUUUCCAGUCUGGUCAAAUACCUGGGUCUUGAGGCGGCAUCUUUCAUCCACUAUGAAGAAAAAGACUGGGCUAAGGAGGACUACAGUGGGGGCUGCCCUGUUAAUGUCAUGGCACCAGGCCUGCUAACAUAUUACCACCCUAGUCUGAGGAAGCCUUGUGGCAGGAUCCACUGGGCUGGCACAGAGACAGCCACCCUCUGGUGUGGGUACAUGAGUGGUGCAGUACAAGCUGGUCAGCGAGCAGCUCUGGAAGUGCUGGCUGAACUCCACCCCAUGACCCUGACCCAGGAGGAGCAGGAAGCAGUUGAGCACAGUUUAACCGUUAAGGGUGCAGUCCAGCAAACACCACCGUCUCAACCCAUGUACUUGUCCACAACCAAAGCAAUCGUCAUAGCACCACUGGCAGUAGGUGCAGUCCUCUUUCUGGCUCGGAAUCCAAAAGCAUGGCUAAUGGUCAAAAGUUUCAUGGCAAAUGCAUUUUCAACAACCACGCUUUAGAUGUCCCCAAUGUAAUCGAAUCCUGUAGAAAAAGCAUGAGGUUUUGAUUAGUUUGGUUCUGCUGGAGCUCCAGUGGAAAGUUGAUCUUAAUACUCCUAUAUCUCACGCUCUCUUUUUCUUUGCUUGGGCUGCACAAUACUGUCUAUCUAAUGUUUGUUUUUUUCCUUUACGGUUCUGCUUUUUGAAAUUUCAUAGAUAAUUUAAUAUUUUUACAUUGCAUAAUAUGACUGUUUAAUCAGUUGUUUUUCUAAAUUUUGUUUUUUAUAUAAUUAUAAUUAGUUGUACAGUUGCAAAAUAUAGAUAAGAUAAUGUAUUAAAUUUUCAUAAGAAAAGUAUGCAUACAAUAAAUACUGUUUUUAAGCACAAAUACAUUAACAACUAUUUCUUUGAAUAGAUGCUUUUAAUAGAAAUUUCCUGGCGACUUAAAUAAUUUGGUAAUGAGGAGUAAGUUUUUUUUUUAGCAACUUGAACAUUCACUUGUAGCUUAUUUGCAUUUUCAAAGUCAGAAAAUGUUGCUUGUGCUUGCAAGCUUAGGGCUUCAGAGGGAUUAUGUUGUGUUUAAACCACUUUGUAGUGGGAAAUGGAACAUUCACAUGGCAUGCAUUGCAUUGUUUACCAGAGAGCGAAUAACCGGCUUGAGGGGCUUGCAGCAGAGCCACACAUGCGCAGGUCCACCCACAGAACCACCAACAGACAUUCGAGUGGGCAAAAGAUGGAUGAACAAGUCACAAAAUGAUAACAUCCCACAAAAAGUGAUUUAAUUGCUAUCACUUGAUUGCACAAUUGAUAAUAAACGCGCACUGAUCGUCAUAGGACUGUGGUCUGCGUUUCCAUUGGUGCCAAAGCUGGCUGUUUGUCUUUGUUAUCACUUGCUUGCACUGGAUCAGCGGCCUGCUCUCCCUUGUGUCAUUAAAGCCAAUCUAGGCUGAAUCAAGACAAAGCCGCUCAACAGGAAACGUGUGAGUAUCUUUGACCAUUAGGUUCAUCUUUUUUUGGACUGACAAUUACAAUCUGCUUUCAGGUUGAGUUUCUACAAAUUGCAUGGAAGAUAUUAUGAAAGCAUCCACUUUUUUCUAUCCUUUUUGAUUCCACACUAAGGCGAAGGAUAAAGCAGAUUGUUCUGCUAUUUCAAGGACUGUUGUUGAGGUUCCGUCACAUGGUAUAAUGUAUGUCACUCCCAUCCAUACGCAUGCAUGCCUUAAUUUUACCAUCUGGGGGAAUGGCAGAUUGCAUUAUAACUCUAUUUUGUUUGAUUGUGUGACACUUAACUGAACAUUUAAUGUGUGCAUCCGCUGUCACUCUCUCUCUCGCUCUGUCGCUCAACAACACGCAUGCUGUGAACAUUGAGCUACUCUCAUUUUGAUAACAUAUGUAAACAAGGGAAUUACACUUUCACCUGGCCAAUGAGAGAAUAGGAGCACUAGGAAUCACCCAAAGCUGUGUACAGUAAAGAUGGGACCCCUCUUUGGAGAGGGAAGGAGCACUUUGGGGAACUCUCAAACUUGAGGCUGAAGAAUCUCGUUCAAUUUGCCUUGUUUAGGUCACUGAGGUAGUCUCUCUGAAGGCAAUGGGCAUUGUGGAGUUGACUUGAAUGACAUGCCUCUUCAACAUUGCAUGCAAGUCUGGGACAGUGCCUACGGAGUGGCAGACCAGGGUGGUGGUUCCUCUCUCCAAAAGGGGGCACCAGAGAGUUCAUGGAGCCAUGUGGAUCCUUGUCGUGGAACAAUGGACCAGCUCUUUGAAUUAUUUAGUAAAUAGAGGGGGCCUGGGAUUAUGCUCAUCAUGUGUUUAAUGGCCCUGGAAAAGGCCUAUGACCGGGUGCCUUGAGAGAGACUUCGGGACGUGAGUAAGGGGUGGGGGGGUCCCAUCUUGGGGCCAUCCAAGGCCUGUACCCAUGUCCUUACCCAUGUGAAGUAAUUCAAAUACUCUUAACAAGGGAGGGAAGAUCGAGUAUAUGCUUGGCUGGAGAAUUGGAGCAGUGGAGGCGGUAAUGCACUUGCACUACAGCCUGAGCCGGAAGGCAAAGCUCUCAAACCACCGGCCACUCUUUGAUGAUACCCUUACCUAUGGUCGUGAGGGAUCGGUCAUGACAGCUCAGAGACGCUAGUCCCUUACGUAAGAGGAGCCAGUUGAGGUGGUUUGGGCAUCUGGUAAGGAUGCCCCCUGGGCGCCUCCCUAGGGAGGUGUUCCAGGCAGAGCCAGCUGGGAGGAGGCCCCGGGGAAGUCCCAGGAUUGCGAGGACAGAUUAUGGCUGGAUUGGAUUCCAUGACCUCUGUAUUUAGCAAAAGAGAACCAGUGUUUGGGGAAUCUGACUCCCUAAACCAGUGUUUAGGGAAUCUGACGCUUUUGCUACGUGGUUUGCAAUGGGAGGUGCAUGUUAGUGACAUCAGUCUGCAGAAACAACAAAUUUUCCAAAGAUGGACGACAAAAAAGCGCAUCUUAGAUUCCUUCAUCCAUGUGACGUUACGGUGCUUAAUCAUGCAAACGACAUAAAACCAGGUUCCAAAUAGUACUUUAUUAAAAAGGUAUCAAUAUAAAUGGGUUCUGUUAACGGUUACUUACUACGAGGAAAGCUAAAAGGCCCUUUCUCGGCCCCACCCCGGAUAAUCGGCCGACGAUGAGGGCUUCAAUGCUUUCUUUGGAAUUUUACAUUGUUUUUUUCAUUAACACUUGUUUACAAUGCCGGACGUGACAGUUAGACCCCUAAAUCAGGAACCCGUCUGGACCUCUGUUAGAAGUGAAAAAGUAAUAAAACUUGUAUCAGCACUAUGGCCCGGUAUUGUUACAUUGAAAAAGGUGCUUACAGAACUAAGAGUUAACCUGUAGAUAACAAUUCCACCAAAGUGGGUGUGGGUAUUGCACUCAGCAUUAACCUCUGUAUCAUUGCUGUGCAGCGCAGCCGCAAUUUGCUAGCCAUUACAGACGGAAUCGAUUCACAUGAUAGGCAUCAAUAGAAGUACUGCAUUAGUAACAGUAUUCCUUCAAAGAUAAUAGUACCGCCCAAGCGGGCCAGAGAGUGCCUUAGCAAUA